AUGUUAGUCUCGUCGCCGUCCAACGGCACCAUCAAGCUCGCAGACUAUGUCUUUGCUCGACUACACCAAUUAGGGGUACGGUCCGUGUUUGGUGUUCCGGGAGACUAUAACCUGAAGCUACUCGACUUUGUCGAGCCUUCAGGUCUUCACUGGGUGGGCAACUGCAACGAGUUGAACGCAGCGUAUGCCGCAGAUGCAUACGCUAGACUCCACGGGAUUAGCGCUCUCGUGACCACCUUCGGUGUUGGAGAGCUGUCCGCCGUAAACGGCAUCGCGGGGGCAUUCGCAGAGAAAGCACCCAUUGUACACAUUGUUGGGACGCCGUCGCGGACCAUUCAGGAGAACCGGGUGUUUAUGCACCAUGCGUUCCCGGAUGCCGACUACCGGCGGUUUGCCGAGAUGCACUCGCACGUCACGGCGGCGCAGACCAACUUGACGGAUCCUCGUCUGGCACCGAACCAGGUCGAUUGGAUCAUAGAGCAAGCGUUGCUGCAUCAGCGGCCGGUUUAUCUCGAGAUACCGGACGAUAUGGUGAACACGUUGGUUUCGUCUUCCAACUUGCAUGAUAGGCCCUCACUCCAGCUGCCGGAUCCCCCCGAAAUUGAGGCAGAAGCCAGCGGCGUCCAAUGCCUUCUCGACAGAGUAUACUCGGCCAAACGCCCGCUGAUUCUUGUCGACGGGGAGAGCAGGUCGCUCGGCAUCCUGGAAGAGAUCGAUCAACUGAUAAAGGCAACGCAAUGGCCCACCUGGACGACGGUAUUCGGAAAGGGCCUUGUCAAUGAGGAGCUGCCAAACGUCUACGGAGUUGAUGCAGGCAAGUUUGGCGCCGAUGAGGCAUUUGCAUACCACCAGUCAGCAGACCUCAUACUCCACCUGGGGCCGCACCUUAGCGAUACCAACACCAACAUCUUUACUACUAUCCCACCCAAGACCAUUGCGAUAGUAUUAUCGCAAAACACCCUAACUGCCGGAGCAAAUAUUUACCGGGACAUAUUACCUGCUCGCUUCUUACAGAGACUACUUAAAGAGCUAAAGUCAGAUCGUCUCGUCAAAGUGGAUGGGCCUCCAAACACCAUCCAGGCGCAACCGGAAGUGGUCGACAGCGACCCCUUGGUUCAGAAGCAUUUCUACAGCAUAAUCAACCCGAUCUUACGCAAAGGCGAUGUUGUUCUCGCAGAGACGGGGACAGCCUCUUAUGGUGGCAGGACGAUGAAGCUACCACCCGGUUCGCGGUUCUUCACCGCAGUGACAUGGCUGUCGAUUGGAUACAUGCUGCCAGCAACCCUGGGGGCGGCCCUCGCCCAGCGAGAUAUGCUGAAAACCAGCUUGGAAAAGGGGGCCCAAGAAGCCAACCAGAAACGCCGUGCGAUUCUGUUCAUGGGAGACGGAAGUCUCCAGAUGACGGCACAAGAGCUCAGCAUCAUCAUCCAGGAGAAGCUGAACGUGACCAUUUUCGUCAUCAACAACAACGGCUACACCAUCGAGCGGGUCAUCCACGGCCGCAAGCAAGCGUACAACGGCAUCGCCAAGUGGGACCAUGCCUUUGCGCUCCGGCUAUUCGGCAUGGACGAGGAGACCGCGAGCAAGAGCUUCUUCCGGGCCAAGACGUGGGGGGAGCUCAAAACUGUGUUGGCUUCGCCGGACCUGAAAGAGGGCGAAGGCGUUAAGGUUGUCGAGGUGUUCAUGGGCCAGGAGGACUGCACGGGCCCAUUGCUAGAUCUUCUCCAGCGUCAGGUCGCCCAGGAAGGAACUGCGCCAUGA
Neoarthrinium moseri is the source of this 1761-nucleotide messenger RNA. RefSeq lists its product as uncharacterized. The record is from RefSeq and is a predicted model, not a curated record. Bases 1 to 1761 code for a protein of 586 amino acids. The transcript has a single exon. Gene Ontology annotation, molecular function: carboxy-lyase activity; thiamine pyrophosphate binding; magnesium ion binding. NCBI's taxonomy places the organism in Eukaryota, Fungi, Ascomycota, Sordariomycetes, Amphisphaeriales, Apiosporaceae.